Molecule: messenger RNA, 2954 nt
Organism: Sphaerodactylus townsendi
Lineage: Eukaryota; Metazoa; Chordata; Lepidosauria; Squamata; Sphaerodactylidae
Gene: MAD2L1BP
Product: MAD2L1 binding protein
Exons: 2
Coding region: 36-1016 (326 amino acids)
Biological process (GO): regulation of exit from mitosis
Cellular component (GO): nucleus
Source: RefSeq, a predicted model, not a curated record
CCAUUCAAAUUACAGCGAGUUUGAAAAGUCAGAAAAUGGCCGCACGGAGGGAAAAGGAGGGAGAAAAUGAGACCGAGGGAAACAACUUGGGCUCAGCGCACUUCCCCUCUCGCCCCCCAUCUCCCUGCCUGAGUCUACUGGUGGAGGCGGGUCACCUCUCGUGCCCGGCGGAUCACUCAUCCGCCCUCUCCGCUCCUAUUUCGGCCGAUCUGUCCUGCGUGGCCGAAUCAGCCCCGGAGUCCAACUCCGUCGCCGUGACUGUGGCGUUGGCGCCCCCGCCUCUGGCUCCCACGGCGGGCGGCGGCGGCGGCUUCUCGGUGUCCGUGGAUUUCCCUGGCUUGGUAACCCGCGAAGGCUGCUUUCAUUUCACUCGCGAGCUUCUGAACCACGUCCUGUACCAGAGACAGCAGCUGCCUUUGCCUUAUGAGCAGUUCGCCUGCUUCUCCCAGAGGCAGCUCCUGAGGACGUCGCGCCAGGAUGAAGAUGUGAUCAGAAAAGUCUAUCGUGGAGAUCCAGCCAGCAAUAAAAAAUGCCAGCAAGUGCUAGGUGACCUGGAGAAAGUGUUCCAACACUUGGAAAUUAUGUUCAGUUUGACAUUGGUCCCACGAGUUCUUAUUCUGCUUGGGGGUACUGCUGUGAGCCCUAAAGAACUAUAUGAGAUCAACCUGCAGGGUAUUUCAGUAGGUAGCACUCAGGAGAGCCUGCAGACGGCAUCCUGUGUUCGCAAGCUUUUCCAUUCACUCUUCCUGGCUGAUGUCUUCAGUGAUCUUCAAGCUGUCCCCACCAUGGGCGUCAUUGUUAUGGUCCAAGGACACCGCAACUGUGGCAUUGACUGGUUUCGACCCAAACUAAACUACAAAGUGCCAGCUCGAGGGAGGAAGCUGACUGUCAACCUAUCCUGUAGUGACCGUGAUUGUGCAACCCCUUCCUCUUACACAGAAGUAAACUCUGCUUUGAAUGAUUAUAUAUGGUUCCAAGCUCCAGUGACAGUGAAGGGUUUCCGUUACUUUUCUUGACAAAGUUUUAAAUGGGACAUUCUUAACCUCAUAUUGAUGUUGCUCUGUGCUAAGUCUUUGAUCAUCUGCAACUGCAAUUUUCUUGUUCCACUCUAUUUUCCAGAAGUGCUUUAAGAGCUAUACUGGGCUGUACUGUACUCUCUAGAGAGCUUUCUCCGAAUGAUGGGACUUGGAAACAGCUCCAGUCUGAUUACAAGAGCCUUUUAUUCAAAGGAUAAAACAGUGUUGUGGGACCCAUCAACCUAUUUUCCUUGCUGUUUGGUUGUUAAACAAUACUUGAAACAAGUGGGCUAUUGUAGGAACUUCCUGCAGAACAUUACAUUAGCAGUAGACUAUAUUCACUGCUAGAUCACUGUGCAAUGUUUACUAAAUUCCAAUCUCUUAUCAUUGUUGAUUUUUUUGAGGGUAUUGUGAAAGCCAUAAUUUUCAUCUUUGCCUGUGCAAUGAUAGAUACCUCAAUAAGGGACACCCAACUUUAAAUCAGCCUAGCAAACUUCUUUUUUCUUGUGUGGAGGAAUAAUGACAUUUAAAAGCUGGAGUCCUUCAAUAUUUUCACCCAUGUUUUCUAGACUCUGCCUGAAGACACUGGUCUUCUGAGAAGUAUUUUGAGUAAUCUUGGAGGAGGCACUCUCCCUUAAAUUGUCAGCAUGAAUAAUGUUCAAAUACUUUGUUUUCUUCACAAUGGUUCUGCUGUGCUGACCUUUAACUAAUGCUAGAGGUAAACAUCCUAAAAGCGCUUCAUGUGGAAAUAGAUCUUAAUUGCACAGCUUUUGAAGUUUCAGUUUACAUUUCUAAAGAUAUAGAAGUUGCUUACCUCAUCUACCCUCGCUUUGACCAAAGAUAAAGUAGAAGUGCUACUUAAAUUAAUGUAUAAGUCAGACAGAUGAAAGACUGACCUCCUUUAGGCUGCAUUGCAUUGUGAUACUGAUAUUUUUUAUUCAGUGCUUACAUUAAGAUAGAGGACUCCUGUAAGACUAGGUCUAGUCUAAAAUAGAUAAACUUUACAUGAUUUGAGCAAAGCCACUGUCAGGAACUGUAUUUCUUUAAGGUUUAGUGAAAAUAGUUAACAGAUUGGGGAGAGUGACUUUCUCAUGGGCAUGGGGGUCCGACUGCUAUUCUGUAGCAAAGGAAGAAUAUACUAGCUGGGGGCUGUAACCUGCAGCUCUCCAGAUGUUCAUGGACCACAAAUCCCAUAAGUCCCUGCCAGCCAUGCCAGGGGCUGAUGGGAAUUGCAGUCCAUGAACAUCUGGAGAGCCGCAGGUUGCAGAUCCCAAAGGAAGCUAGACAUGGGGCACCUUGAUAGGAUAGGUAAUUUCUGAGCCCUGAGAGCAAGAUUCUGUGUCAAGAAACUAAAAUGGAGGAAAGUGCCUGUUAUGUGGACAUGCUUUUGCUUGUCUGGUAUCUGAAUACUAUUCAGACCAGCAUUGUAUUUUGAUAAGUGUUCUACAUAGAAUAGCUACAUGCAAGAAGUGGUUGUUAAGGGAAAGGCUUUCUAAUCUCAGCUUUACAAGCUUUCUGGGACUCAAUGGUAGUUUGUUCUGAAUUACUUUCUGGGAGAGGCUGAACAAACAUGUCUAUUCAAAGCAAAGAAAAACACUGCAGCUAUUCUGUAAUUUGUACACAGGCUCUGUUAUAAACAAGCUUUCGAAAGCCAUGGAGUAGUUCCUCAGAAGAUGAAGGGGUCAGGGAGAAGGUGGCAGUUUCUAAAAUGGACUCAUAAAGUAGAGCUCAGUCCUUAAAAGUACUUCAAAAUCCAGCUGCAAUAAAUUAUUUCUUUUUGAAAAGUUCACAAUGUUCUGUAAAGUGUUGCUUUAUGUUUUGGAGAGGUGCUACUUAAAUCACGUGUGAAUGUAAUCUGCCUGUAAUGUCUGUAAAAUGAAGUAGAAGAAGAAGAAUGAAUAAUGAAUUUAAAUAAAAGAGGACAUGAUUCACAUUGAA